AGAAGAGAGAGCAGGGAAGGGAAGCGGGAGGGGAGGGGGCUCUGGCGGAGGUGGAGCUGGCUGCAGCGGGCGACUCUAGCUCUCCCAGGUUGCAGGGCACGGGAGCCGCGCCGCGAGUCAGAGCCGAGCGGCUGCAACUGAACGGAGCCCCGAGGCGCUUCCUGCCGCAGCCCGGGCGGCCGCAGCUCAGCGCCUCCCGAGAGCCCCGGCGGCCGCUUGUGAGCCUGUGGGGAGGCGCCGCCUCCGCCGGCUGCAGCUCUCCGGAAAGUUGCCCCGGCGGCCGGACGAGGAACUUGACUGACCUGGCCUGAGCCUAGGGGAGUACCUGGCAAAGAAUAGCUCCCUGCCCUCCACACCAGCACCAAGGAGAGUAUAAUGGUUAGGAGAACUGGAUAGAGAAGAAACCUGGAAGAACUUUGCAUCUGGCAGUGACGGGAGGGAGAGAGGGAUCUAUGCAAACUGUACCAGCAGAAGGAGGUCAGUCAGCCCAGUAGCACCAGCAGGUCACUGAAGAAAGGAGAUCCUGAUCAACGCAUGCUUACCUCAACCUGACUUCUGGAAAAGAACAAGUAUUGCGCUGAAAACCUGUCACCGGGCAGCAUUCAGGACAAGCUUGGCCAAUAAAAGAUACAUGGAGUGCACCGCUCAUUAGAGGUCAGAAAAGAAAUCGUGCUUGAAGCCUCAAGAGCUACAUAGGAAUAAUUGGAUCGAGCAGCCUGGAGACCAUGGAGGGGGAUUGUCUGAGCUGCAUGAAGUACCUGAUGUUUGUUUUCAAUUUCUUCAUAUUUCUGGGAGGGGCCUGCCUGCUGGGCAUUGGGAUCUGGGUCAUUGUGGAUCCUACAGGAUUUCGAGAGAUUGUGGCUGCCAACCCUCUGCUCUUCACGGGGGCGUACAUCAUGCUGGCCAUGGGAGCAAUGCUCUUCCUGCUGGGCUUUCUCGGCUGCUGUGGUGCUGUCCGUGAGAACAAAUGUCUCCUGCUUUUUUUCUUCAUGUUUAUUUUGUUAAUCUUCCUGGCAGAGCUCUCAGCUGCAAUCCUGGCUUUUAUCUUCAGAGAACAUCUGACCAGAGAAUACUUCACCAAGGAGCUAAAGAAGCACUAUCAGGGGAACAAUGAGACUGAUGUCUUCUCUUCCACCUGGAACUCGGUUAUGAUCACAUUUGGCUGCUGUGGAGUGAAUGGGCCGGAAGAUUUUGAAACAGCUCCUCAUUUCCGACUCCUCCAUUCAGAUGAUGUGGUACCGGAAGCUUGUUGCCAGCGAGAGCUCCAGACCCGGGAUGGGGCAUUUGUCAGCAAGGAGGACUGCCUUAUGGGGAAAGACAUGUACCAGAACCGACAGGGCUGUUACACUGUGAUCCUGAACUCCUUUGAGACCUAUGUGUACCUUGCAGGAGCUCUCACCAUUGGCAUUUUGGCCAUUGAGCUGUUUGCCAUGAUCUUUGCAAUGUGUCUCUUUCGAGGGAUCCAGUAGGAGGUGCCCCCUGAGCAACUGCGAUGCUCCUAUGUACUUGGAAGAAAGACCGAAAAAAAGAGGGGGGAAAACUUUAUUUUUUUUUUAACAAAAUGGAAACAAAAAAGGGUUGUAAUAUAUGAAUGACCAAAAGGAUUGUACUUCAGGGGCGGGAACUUUGAAGUGCUAUGCACUACACUAAGCCACACCUACCUUCUCCCAGAGCAACCUGCACAGACAUUGAUCAGGAGAGAAGUGCAAUGAAUUGCAUUAGAGACUGAUGGCGCUUGCAGGGUGGGUGGGAGGGAAGGCAACUGAAAUGGUCCCCAUCAGAGCAGGACACUGCCUAGUAUAUUCACAAUUGUAUUGUUUUAGAUAGUGAAGAAAGAGAAGAACUGUAUAAUGCAACACAGGGGCUAGAUUCAGUACCCAAAGGAAGCAGGUCAACCACAGCACAUGGGUGUAAAGGUCAGGCAAGUUUCAAACAACCAGAAAAAAAUGGCUUUUGAUAUCCAGAAAACUGUGGCAGCCGUUGUUUACUAAUUUCCAUUUCUGGUCUAAAGUUUUAACUGCCAGCCAGGAAAUGGCUGUAGGAAAUGGCUCAGUAGAGGAGGGUCAACUCCCAUCACUUAACACCUCCAGGAGAACCCUUGGACCACAUGGAGUGGAGUGUGCCUUUCCCUGGAGUCCCAGCACAGGGGAUAAGGUGACCCCGUGGGAAACGAGGAAGAUCCUCCUCUAAUGGGGGCUGGGAGAGGGCUGAGAUACAAUCAGAAGUUUGGUGCAUACCUUUCCUUAUUUACUCUGUCACUUUGGUUUUCUGUUCAGUGUUUUAUGAGAGGAGAGCAAGGGGUUCCUGAAUCCUGAUCUUACACCUCUCUCCUUUAAAAAUGAUUGGUCUAGCCAAAAAUAGCUGAUGCUAAUGCUUGCCCUCAGGGCAAGGGCAUAUUGUUUUGUCUUCUAAAUCUUGGCCACUCAACUCCGACAAGCAAAAUUGUAGUUUGUACUUUUGUAACGCUUUGUUAGCUUAAUUAUCUGCACUGGGUUCCAAUGUUUCUUCCAGCCAGGUGGGGAAUUCUCAAACAUGGUACUGGUAGCAAAGGGGCCCAUUUGUAGUUGUCUCCCACACUAUUUGUUUUGUGAGUCUUGUGACUUCAUUUAUGAUCUGAGUUUCCCUUUAGCUUGUCCCAAUGGGCUGAGAAGAGAGUGGAAUCAACUAAAGUGAUUUUAACAUAGCCUCCGGGAUUAUUAAGGUCUCCUCCAUUGAGAUGCCACUUUGACAUUUAAAUAGUGUCAUAAGGACCUUGAUCGAGCGUUACAAAGGCUAGAACUGAGGCUCCAAGACAGGUGGAGCAUUUACAGUGAUAGAAGUGGGCCCAUGUCCUCGGGGAUUUCCUAGGAGGGACCAUGCAGAUAUGAUAUAGGUCAUGGUGAAUCCUACCAGGCGUGCUUACUAGCUGGCAAAGGACCUUGACUUAAUAUGCACCAGGGUGAAGCAUUAGGCUGCUGAAGGAUAAGAAUAGGACAUUAGAACCUCACAUACAGGGUUUCUGAGGACAUGUGGAAAUCACUUGGAGAUAUGAGUCUAAUCAUCAGUCAGAUCUGUGCAUGGACAUGAAGAAAAUCAGUCCCCACCCACAAAUGAAGUCAGCAGUGGAGAAAUGAUGGAAUGGAGCAGGGCUAUUGAACAGUGAAAGGCCUCAGAUGCUGUGUUAAAACUUUUAUUGAAAGGGCUUCUAGGUAAUUACCCCUAGGAGCAGUUUUAUUGAUGCAUUUUAGACUUAAAUUCUGCUCCUUUGUAUAAUGAAGGAAAGUGGCUUUGCUAGCAAAACUGGCAGUAUUGGCACCUGCUGAAAGGCUCUGUAAUUUGUUCCUAAAACUUUUUUAAAAAGUUAAAAAAGGCUGCACUUAAUGGUCUAGCGUGGGAGGAGUUUUUGAGUGGUCAACCCACCACGAGAGGUGUGUGCAUGGGGGGAACUGAGUCAUAACAUUGUGCUAAUCCACUAGGAUGGGGACAGACUCAAUAAUUGAUGUUCCUCUCUAGAUACAGGCAGAUGAAGGGGAAAGGCUGUGUGACCCUGCCCCAAGAGCUAGUCACUGUGCACACUGAAGAAAGUGAUUCCCAAGGGAGGGAAAAAACUAAAAAGAACACAGUUGUUAAGGUGUGGGGGAAGGGGAGGAAGUAGUAGCCAAAACAACCCCCAUUACUCAGCUUAUAAUAGCCAGAAUCUGUAGCUGGCAAUAAAUCUGAAUAGCUAACAUCCAAAACACCCUAAACAGCAGGAAAGAGUGUUUGUUCUUGUCAGUUGGUGUCUGGAUCUCUGGCUGGGUGCCUAACAUGUGACAGCUAGAAUUCUUGGUGGCUGGAGGAGCAACCCAUCUCCUUUGCUUUCAGAGUCCUCCCUUCAGUUCCCUUAAUUUCUUGUUCUAUUGUGAAAGGUUCCCUUUGGCCCAAAUCACAUCUUGAAAUUUAGCAGAUGGAGGGGAAGGCCCUGCCUGGCCUAGGGUUGUGUAACUGAAAACAAAAAACACAGCUCUCUGCUUACAGCACAAAGAAUAUGAUUCAAACCUGGAAAGGACAUUCUUCCGAGUGUGCCUUUUCCAGACUGGAGUCUGUCAGCAUGUGCACAGUCCAAUAGAAGAACAGGGAUAACUACAAUAGCAACCCCUAAAUGUUGCCUUUCCAGGCUUAUUCCCCUUUGGUUUUCCUAUUUAUCACUUUUUUUUUUAAUUCCCUCCAUUCUUUUCCUGUCAUGGCUUUUUUCUAGCCUUCCCCCCAUGUAUUUAUUCUCUUCCUGAGACCCUUUUUCUCUCAUAGAAAAGAACUUUUCUUUUUUCCAUCUUGUCUUUCUCUCUAAUCUCACCCAUACAUCCCUCUUCUCUUCUCCUUUGUUUCCCUUUUUCUGUCCUCCCUGCCCCUGUUAUGCAAUUGUCAUCUACCCCCAUUCUCCCCUUAGGCUACAGGGGAUGGAUCACUUGAUUACCUGUUCUGUUCAUUCCCUUCGAAGUAUCUGGCAUUGGCCACUGUCGGAAGACAGGAUACUGGGCUAGAUGGACCUUUGGUCUGAGCCAGUAUCACCGUUCUGAUGUUCUUGCUGAAACCUUCAUAUCCUCUCUUUAAAGGGCUAGAAUCACAGGAAUGUAGGACUGGAAGUGACCUCGAGAGGUCAUCUAGUCCAAUCCCCUGCACUCAUGGCAGAACUAAGUAUUAUCUAGACCAUCCCUGACAGGUGUUUGUCUAACCUGUUCUUCAAAAUGUCUAAUGGCAGAGAUUCCAUAACCUCCUCAGGUCAUUUGUUCCAAUGCUUAACCACCCUGACAGGAAGGUUUUCCUAAAGUCUAACCUAAAUCACCCUUGCUGCAAUUUAAGACCAUUACUUUUUGUCCUUUUCCUCUAUCAACUUUUUACAUACUUGAAGAUAUUAUCAUGUCCUAUCUCCCCUCACUUUCUCUUCAUCAGAUUAAACAAAUCCCAUUUUUUCAAUCUUUCCGUGUAGGUCAUAUUUUCUAGAGCUCUAAUUAAUUAUUUUUGUUGCUCUCCUCUGGACUUUCUCCAAUUUGUUCACAUUUCCUGAAGUGUGGUGCCCUGAACUGGACACAGUACUGUAGAAGAGCCUUAUCAGUACUGACUAGAGUGGAAGGAUUACUUCUCGUGUCUGGCUUACAACGUUCUUCCUAAUACAUCCCAGAAUGAUGUUUGCUUUUUUGCAACACCAUUACAGUGUUGGCUCAUAUUUAGUUUGUGAUCCACUAUAACCCCCAGAUCCUUUUCUGCAGUACUCCUUCCUAGGCAGUCAUUUCCCAUUUUGUAUUUGUGCAAUUGAUUAAUCCUUUUUAAGUGUAGUACUUUGCAUUUGUCCUUAUUGAAUUUCAUCCUAUUUACUUCAGAGUAUUUCUACAGUUUAAGAUCAUUUUGAAUUCUCAUCCUGUCCUGAGACACACUCGAGAAUCCAGAAAGCAGCAACCUCCAAUAAAGAAAUGGAGACGGCUGUUAAGAGAUGCACAAACCCCUCAAUUAGGUUCCAGCCAUCUUGGGUCAUCUGAAAUGCUGGGGAGAGGUAUGGCAUUUUAAUGAAAAGGAGACUCCAGAAUGGGGGAUCCUUUGUUACUGUGAGAGACACAAGUUUUGUUUUUUGAUCACCAUGAUGUAUCACUGCCUUUGUCUGUGGUCUCAUGCUGUAUAAUCAACAAUGCUGGGUCUUGUUCUUCCCAGAGCUCUAGCCAGGAGGAACAAAAAUUUUUUUCCCUUUUGAGUUCUUUUGGGGCAGGGUGUUGAGGUAUAAUCACUCCUCACUUGAGAGAUCUGUGUAGGAAAGCAACUUGUAUAGAGUCACCACAGUGUUAGCCCCCAUGCUGUAGAAUGACGCCCAGAGCCCCUGCACCUUUCACAUAAUUAUCUAGAGCAGUUUGUUUCUGUAAGUCCACCCCCUCUGGGGUGAUUAUUUAACUCUUAAAUUACGGUUGCGAGUGCCUGGGAAACAGCCUGUGUGUGAAAGAACGUUGAAAUCUAUUUUAAAAAUUGUAAAUGUUCCUUUUAAUAGAUAGUGGAGCUAAUUUAUCCUUUAUUGCCUAUUGUAAUGCUUUUUAUAUUGAAAGGAUUUUUUGUAAUAUAAACCAGAACAUGAGCCUGAAGCAUUCUGCACAGUUUGUGUGCAUUUCUUAAGAAAAAUAAAGGUAUUGUGACAGUGCUGUGGGACAUCUUUAAUUUUCACUAUUGACAUGAUUGGAGUUCUUUUGUUAAGUACAGUCACUUUCUCACCAAAGGAGGAAUAAACUCAGAUAAGAUGAGGUAUAAACUGAAUCCAAAAAACCUAAGACAGGAAAAGCUGGCUGACCCAGGGAGUGGUAGUGGGACUUGAGAGCCUUUCUCCUCCCCAGUGCCGAUGCUGGCUUGCCUUGAGGUCAGUAAGGAACCUGCUUGAAUUUUUAGCCUCCCUCACCUUAAGUUUUGGGCUGUAAGAAUCCAAGGUUUUGGUUCUGCCCAUUGCAGACACAGGAACCAUUUGGAGAAACCCAUUCUGUAACUGCAGGCUCAUCUCUGUUCAGAGCUCAGUCAGCUAGAGAAUACUUCUCUGCUGUGCAGAGGGCUGUACAAACACCUUGCAAUGCUGUCCCCUCCCCCACCCCCAAGGCAAGUCAGGUUCGUUAUCCUCAUUUCAUAGAUGGGGAAACUGACAGCUGGGAGGUGAAAUGACUCGGCCAAGAUCAUCUAGCUAGGCAGUGGCAGAGCCAGGAUUAGUCUCCCAAAUGUGUUCUUGGAUGCUAGCCUAUGCUGCCACUCAGCAAUUGUCCUCAUGCUUCUAGGCACAAUCCCUGUGUAAUUUCAGCAAGGUGCUGCCACUGCUGCCCAACUUACCUUUAUAGAGUGGAAGGAACCCCCAAGCAGUGACUAAUACCUGGUUCCUCUCUGCUGGAGGAUUUAAUUCUAAAAUACAAUUGUAAACUCCCCCAGUAAAGGCCAAAGUGAAGCAGCAACUCCCUGCUAGCUAUAAGCUUCUGGCAGUGCUGUGUGGUAUUGCCUGGAUCAUUCCCUUAGGGAUAGCCACAGUGCUCCAGCCCUGAUCCCUCUCACCGUCCCUUCUGGGGUCAGCUAUUCCUACUGGUGGAGUACAUCUGUCAAUGGGUAACUAGUGAUUGCUAGGGAGGAUUGCAUACACCCCUUCUCAGACAGGGAUCUCUGCAUUAGAGCUGAAAGGUGUAAAUUCCAGUCCCCGAGACAGCCCCACGGCAGCUUGAAGAGAGAGAGAGAGUUGAUCAAGCUCAUACUCUGACUGGAAGUGCAGCUACAGCAGCAUGGGCUAGCCAGCUUCUUCAGACCUAUCUAACCUUCCAGCUCCAAUCUAAAUAUACCCAUACAGUUGUCAUGUGGUCCCAUGUUCCAUAUGCUCUCAGUCCUCAUCACUAGAGCAUACUAAUUUGCAAAUGACUUCCCCUACUCUUCCCUCCCUGCCCCAGUCCCUAGGGCACCACUAGGGCUUGGUUACAAGAUUUAAAAAACAAAA
Molecule: messenger RNA, 7450 nt
Organism: Dermochelys coriacea (leatherback sea turtle)
Lineage: Eukaryota; Metazoa; Chordata; Testudines; Dermochelyidae
Gene: TSPAN18
Product: tetraspanin 18
Exons: 12
Coding region: 726-1469 (247 amino acids)
Cellular component (GO): membrane
Source: RefSeq, a predicted model, not a curated record